AUGCAUUCAAGUCUUCUUUGGUUAGGCGCAGUCGUCGCUCUCCUUGCGGUCAAUAAUGUCACGGCUGUAUCGACCGAAGCUAAUGGGCAGGUUGCCCUAUCUACGAGCAAAGGCCAACUAGCUGGCGAGCGUGCUGAGGAGGAAAACAGCAUCGUCAGGUCCCUCCGCGCAGUCGAGACAAGUGAAGACGAAGAAGAGAGGGAUUUGCUUGGGCUUUUUGCCAAGAGCAAGCUGAAGAAGAUGAUGAAAAGCGAAAGCUUCAAGCUGAAGAGGUUUGGAGAAUGGGACGAUUUCACAGUGGGUUAUAUUCGUGAAAAGCUCAAAAACAAGUAUCCGGACCUCCUUUUGAACUACCUAAAUGUCUACAAGAAGGCAGGCAAUGAGAUCGUUAGACACGCUAACAAUCCCAACAAGGUGACUUUCUCGAACAAAGUCCGAGCUCGUAUCUACAAAACCAACUCGUAG
Molecule: messenger RNA, 465 nt
Organism: Phytophthora infestans T30-4
Lineage: Eukaryota; Oomycota; Peronosporomycetes; Peronosporales; Peronosporaceae
Product: secreted RxLR effector peptide protein, putative
Exons: 1
Coding region: 1-465 (154 amino acids)
Source: RefSeq, a predicted model, not a curated record